AAAAUGUCUUCAGAGGAGGAUCUCUCCUGUCCUGUCUGCCGGGACAUCUUCAAAGACCCUGUCGUCCUGUCGUGCAGCCACAGCUUCUGUAGAGUCUGUCUGAGGGACUGGUGGACAGAGAGACAACUGCUGGAGUGUCCAGUUUGUAAGAGAAGAUCUUCAAGAAGCGAGCCACCGUGCAACUUAGCGUUAAAGAAACUGUGCGAGACCUUUUUAAAAAAGAGAGAUCAGAGAUUAUCAGCAGAGGCUCUCUGCAGUCUGCACUCUGAGAAACUCAAACUCUUCUGUUUGGACCAUCAGCAGCCCGUGUGUCUCGUGUGUCUGCAUUCAGAAACACAUGCUGGACACACAUUCAGACCGAUUAAUGAAGUUGCGCUGGAUCGAAGAAAGGAGCUUCUGAAAUCCUUGAAGCCUUUACAAGAGAAACUGAAGCUGUUUGAACAAGUGAAAGGAAACUGUGAUCAAACAGCAGAGCACAUUAAGAUCCAGGCUCAACGCACAGAGAUGCAGAUUAAGGAGCAGUUUAGGAAGCUUCACCAGUUUCUACACGAGGAAGAGGAGGCCAGGAUCUCCGCUCUGAGGGAGGAGGAGCAGCAGAAGAGUCGGAGGAUGAAGGAGAAGCUGGAGGCUCUGAGCAGAGAGAUAGCAGCUCUUUCAGACACAGUCAGAGACACAGAGGACGAGCUGAAAGCCGAAGACGUCUCCUUCCUGCUCAACUACAAGGCUGCAGUGGACAGAGUCCAGCAGCGCCCCCUGCUGGAGGAUCCACAGCUGCUCUUAGGAGCUCUGAUAGACGAGGCCAAACACCUGGGCAACCUGUCCUUCAACAUCUGGGACAAGAUGAAGGACAUGGUCUCCUACAGUCCUGUGAUUCUGGACCCAAACUCUGCUCAUCCAGAACUCGUCCUGACUGAAGAUCUGACCAGAUUGAGACGAGGACAGAGACAGAAGCUUCCUGAAAACCCAGAGAGGUUUGAUUUCCUUCACUCUGUCCUCGGCUCUGAGGGCUUUAAUUCGGGAUGUCACAGCUGGGACGUCGAGGUCGGAGACAGUAUUUGCUGGUUUCUGGGUGUCGCAGAAAAGUCUGGACUGUGGAGAAUAGGAUUCUCUAACAGUAAAUAUGAAGCCUUCGACCCAUCGACCCAACCAAUCCUCCUCCGAGUGAAGAAGAAGCUCCAGAGGAUCAGAGUGAGUCUGGACUUGAACAACCGAAAACUGUCGUUCUCUGAUCCUGAUACUAACACACACAUACACACCUUCACACACACUUUCUCUGAGAGACUGUUUCCAUACUUUAACAACAGCGAUGAAUUCCCCAUUAAGAUUUUACCAGAGGAGGAUGAUGAAGAUGAUGAAGACGACAGCGGCUAGAGUGAUUAUUGACCGUCAUCAUAGGCAUAAUUAGGAUGAUGAUUAGGUAGUGCACAAACAGCAACCGCUGCUGUAUCAAAUACAAGUUCAUUGUCUCAAAAUUCACAGUCAGUCUGGAGAACUAAAGAAGAACAGCAGAAAACCUGAGAAAAACACGGAAAAACUGUAACGAUGAAAAUAAUUUCUAUUUUAUGUUCAAACAUUUUUUAAAUUGUUGCUGAUUCAGGAACUGAAGCGUUCUCUGUCCUGAGCGGCGGCAGGUUAGGUGAGUCAUCACAGUCUAAACCAGUGAUACCAAACUUACGGCCCACGGACCAAAUCUGGCCCUUGGAAGGGUGCCGGGUGGCCCCCCCAAAUAUUUUCUAAUUCACAAUUUCAAAAAGUGAUUCAUACUGGGAUUUUUCUUUGUACUUUUAGUACACAUAAGGUACUAAAGUGAACAAAAGAGCAUCAAAAUAAAGCUUGUUUUUCAAAAGAAGUGCCAGUAGAGGAUCCCCACAACCCCC
Plectropomus leopardus (leopard coralgrouper) is the source of this 1877-nucleotide messenger RNA. Lineage: Eukaryota; Metazoa; Chordata; Actinopteri; Perciformes; Serranidae. The record is from RefSeq and is a predicted model, not a curated record.